This is a messenger RNA of Mobula hypostoma (lesser devil ray), 1679 nucleotides long. RefSeq names its product adiponectin receptor protein 1-like. Bases 77 to 1087 code for a protein of 336 amino acids. The transcript has 7 exons. Gene Ontology annotation, biological process: adiponectin-activated signaling pathway. The record is from RefSeq and is a predicted model, not a curated record. Gene Ontology annotation, molecular function: signaling receptor activity. Lineage: Eukaryota; Metazoa; Chordata; Chondrichthyes; Myliobatiformes; Myliobatidae. Gene Ontology annotation, cellular component: plasma membrane.
GAAAUAUUGGAGAAACUGAGCGAGUCAGGCAACAUCUGUGGAAGAACAGUAGAGACCCUUCAUCGGGACUGAGUAAAUGGAAGGUGCAGGCAGCACGACGGAUUGGAUCACACUGGAACAGGGGGUGCAGGAGGAGGGGAUGGACAGUCCGCAAGUCCUGACCCUCCCUCAGCAGGCUCACCACGCCAUGGAGAAGAUGGAGGAGUUUGUCUUCAAGGUUUGGGAGGGCAGGUGGCGUGUGAUCCCACACGAUGUCCUGCCCGACUGGCUGCAAGACAAUGACUUCCUGCUCGACGGUCAUCGGCCGCCGAUGCCCUCGUUCCGUGCCUGUUUCUACAGCAUCUUCAGGCUGCACACUGAGACGGGGAACAUCUGGACACACCUACUAGGCUUCCUGUUCUUCCUUUUCUUCGGAGUUGGAUACAUGUUCCAGCCCAACAUCAACUUUGUGGCCCCCGUGCAGGAGAAGGUGGUCUUCGGCAUGUUCUUCCUGGGCGCCAUCCUGUGCCUCUGCUUCUCCUGGCUCUUCCACACCGUCUACUGCCACUCCGAGAAAGUCUCACGCACCUUCUCCAAGUUGGAUUACUCAGGCAUCGCGUUGCUGAUCAUGGGCAGCUUCGUACCCUGGUUGUAUUACUCGUUCUACUGCUCCCCCCAGCCCCGGCUCAUCUACCUCAUCACCGUCUGUGUGCUGGGCAUCACCGCCAUCGUGGUGUCCCAGUGGGACCGCUUCGCCACCCCUCAGUACAGGGCUGUGCGCGCGGGCGUGUUCCUGAGUCUAGGCCUGAGCGGACUAGUCCCCACACUUCACUUCAUGUUUGCCGAGGGCUUCAUCAAAGCAGCGACGGUUGGACAGCUGGGCUGGCUGUUCCUCAUGGCUUUCCUGUACAUCCUGGGUGUCGCCAUCUACGCUGCUCGCAUCCCUGAGCGUUUCUUCCCCGGCAAGUGCGAUAUCUGGUUCCAUUCGCACCAGAUUUUCCACGUUCUUGUGGUGGCGGCAGCGCUCGUUCACCUUCACGGAAUCUCCCAGCUUCAGGAAUUCCGCUCAUCGCUUGGUGCAGGCUGCGCCUCCAACACAAUGCUGUGACCUGGUCUCCAUCGAUUCAUGGACUCGCUUGAAGCGUGGGGGAGAGUGGGAGUUGCUGUUGGAGGGAAGAGAGAGAGGGACAAAGAAACUGGAGAUGGAAGAGAGAGAGAGACAGGAGGAUGAAGAAGAGUGGGGGUGGGGAGAGAGAGAGAGAGAGAAUGAAAAACGGAGAGAGGAAGAGAGAGUGCGUGACCGGGAGAGACAGAGGGGGAGAAAUGGACAGACAGAGAGGGAGAAAGGGUGAGUGGAGGGAAAGAGAUGAGUGGAGAAAGAGAUGGGGAGGAAGAGAGACGGAGGAAAAGUAUGAGAGGGGAGGAAUGGAGUCAGAUGGGAGAGAAAGACUUGCAGAGAGUGAGAGAGUGGGACAGUGAAAAAGAGAUAGGGAUAGGGAGAGAGAGACGCAGAAUGAGAGAGGGAGAGAGAGAGAACAGAGCAGCACACAGAGAAGGAGAGGAGGACAGUGAUACAGAAGGAGGAAGAGAUGGAGAAUGGGAUGAGGGGAACAUAAGGAAAUCUAGAACUGAGAGAAGGUAAGGGGGGAAGAGAAUGUGGUAGGCAGGACUGUAAUGAGGUGCAGAGAGAAAAAUAUUGC